ACAAAAUAUUUUCUGUAAAUGUGAAUUUGUACAAUGUACGGUACCACUUGAUUUAUUAUCAUAGAACCUUCUAUUCUGCAAAACAAUCACUAAAUCUGCUAGCUGAAGAAUAAAUUGAGAAAAACAAACAUAUAAACUACGAAAAAAAUGUUUCUUAUUAAAAUUUUACUUUUUACUGCAUUUUGUGUUGUUAACACAAAUGCACUACUCGACAAAGGCUUAAACAACACAUGCUUUGAAAUUAUAGAGGAUCCUAAUUAUGUCUUUUAUGAUUUAGACGUUAUUGAAUGCAAUUUUGUGACGAUAUCACAAAUAAAACUGACGGAUAGUGGACUAUCAUUUCGUUUAAAACAUCCUAACAGUCGAACUCCUGAUUAUGUCAGGUUGAAUAAAACCGAACAGAAGUUAUUUAAUGGCAAUACAAAGAUACAUUUUGCCAGAAGAAUAAAGUAUAAUUGGGAAAUUGGACACACAAAGACAUUAGGACAGUAUUUGCCCGGAUUCGAUAAUGUUACUUUUUAUCAUAAUUACGACCGACGAGCUGCGAUAAUGCUUUAUCGGAAAGGUUCAUCUUAUAUUGUGGAAGGAAAUAUUGGAGGUCGCAUACUUCGACACAACAGCGGUAAUGAUUUGGAUGAUGAUAACUCCAAAUACGUUUUAGCUCUUAUUGCUAAAGAAAAAGAAAUGAAUAGAGAAUUUGAUUACGAUACUCAUAGACAAGAAUAUUAUAACUUGCAAGCCGAAAACUUAGAACGUAUGCAUAUAAAAUUAUUACCUAUAAUAGAUGGCCGAAUCCUCAACUAUGGAAUUAUCGAUACCCGUACUCUAUUGAGACCCAUCCUGUCGUAUUACAAUUAUAUUGACAUGUUGUUUGGAGUUUUUUCUUCACCAAUCAUAUCGUUCAAUAUCUCAGGGAUUAUUAUUCCAGAAACUGAGGCAUUUAUGCCAUUUAUCGACUCCAAAGACGCAGUUUCAUCAACCAUUUAUUUGAUCGACAUUCUCAGUGGAUUAAAUAGAUUUAUGGUCCGUAAAAAAACUUAUUUCGAAUUAAAUUCUUACGAUAUUGUUAUAUUAAUGGCAGGACGAAGACUAUACAAGGAUCUAAGUGAGUCACAUGGAACAGUCGCUUCAAAGAACUUUUAUAAACGUACAAUUUGUGAUGCCACCGAAAAUCCAUCGGUCAUUUUUUCAUUGUAUUCGGACUAUCUUCAUGAUUAUUUAAUUUGGUUUUUAAUAUCCAAGUUUAUGACAUCUGCACGCAUCAAGCACGAAUUGAAACACUGUGAGGGGUUUGGCGAUACUUUUAUCAGAAUGACCAGCAGGAGACGCACUUACGUACCUUGGAUGGAUCAUUGUAUUGCAUCUAUGAUGUCUCAUUACUUCAAGAAUCAUGACUGUUCUUCCUUCAACAAUAACGAAUUUUAAAGCUCCAAGGAUCACUGCGAAAAAUCGUUCGCUGAAUAAAUUAAUAUAAUAAUUAUCUCUUACAUAUUAUCAGUUACUGUAACUAUAACUUUAAUCAUACAUGCUGUGUAUUACACUUGAAGUUACAUAUUUUUAAUUUUAUUAAUUUUCUUCAUUUUCAACUUAUGUCAAUUAUAAUUAGAGCCAAAUUA
This is a messenger RNA of Cotesia glomerata, 1616 nucleotides long. RefSeq lists its product as uncharacterized. The transcript has 12 exons. The record is from RefSeq and is a predicted model, not a curated record. Bases 148 to 1425 code for a protein of 425 amino acids. NCBI's taxonomy places the organism in Eukaryota, Metazoa, Arthropoda, Insecta, Hymenoptera, Braconidae.